AUCAACUUUGUUUCUAUUUCAUGGUUUUACUGCUAUUCAAAACUGCGUUGCUUUCAUUCAGCGAAGUUCUUUUCUUUGAAGGUGUGCAGGGCUUUACUUAUAAUAAGUCAACCAUGACCAUGGGGCACACCCCUGCAACAUAUCUCAUAAUUAAUUAAUAAUAAUACUUUAUUCAAAAAUGCAGAUUACAUAUUUUGAAAAGGAAGACAUCUCUCUCUCAAGGAGGCUGUGUUUGAUUAUCCAAGCAUCUUGCAAGGAAUCGAUGGUGCCUCGGCAGAGAUGAAUUGCAGUCUGGUAUCACACAACAGCUUCAACGCUUCAGAAGAUCUUUCUAGUUUGGUUGAGGAUAAGACACCUUCGCUGAAGACUUAUUUAACGGUCUUGUCACCUCUUUAUCACGCUGAUUUUGAGAGCCUUGGAGAACCUCUCACAGUAUGCUGUCUUGGAUAGAGCAGGUACCACAUGUCAAGAUGGCAGGUCAAGAGAUCUUCCAUACGAAUUCCAUUUGCCAUGGCUUUACAAGACACAAGAUGUCCUAUGCAACAUGCGAGAUGCUGCUAUCGAUCAUCUAUCUGCAACCAGCUUGAAAGCAUCGUCAUUACUUACUCCAUGGCUUUACAAGACACAAGAUGUCCUAUGCAACAUGCGAGAUGCUGCUAUGGAUCAUCUAUCUGCAACCAGUUUGAAAGCAUCAUCAUCACUUACUUCAUGGUUUCAUAAGUUACAAAAUGAUCUCAUGGAUCUCUCCACGGCAGCUGGUAUGAAGGCAGCAAAAUAUGAUUAUUUUUGGUUGUACAAGAUUCGAGAUUGUCUUGUUGUACUUUUCCGCCUUCUUGCCACGAUGGAUAAAACAGCAACAGCUCGCAACAUCGCGUACGCCGUCGUCUCCUGCAAAGUUUUCUGUUUCUGUUUCACGUUUCUGGGCGUAAUGGAUGACGCAGCAACAGGACGAAGACAUCGGGACAGAAGUAUCGAGGAGAUGGACAAUAAGCUCGCUGGAAACACCCAACAACAUAACAACUGGAAAAACAAUAACAGGAGAAACAACAAAAAACAACAGAAGAGGAGAAACAGAAAUCGCAAAUAAAUUGCCUGGUUCAGAAACAAUAAAGGAGAAAAAGAAGCAGUGAUUGUUAUCAUUAUUUUAUUUUUCAUUUUUAUACUUUGYUUUAUGUUUGUGUUGUGACAAACUAAGUUUUUUUUAUGUACAAAUAAUGACUUUUGUAUUUGAGAUUUCAUUCAAACUUYGUAAAAUAGUUUGUUAAUAAAUUACUUUCCUCUUAUAAAAAUGGUUGGGCGUGCAUGCAUAGAGAGCUGAGGCCCUACAU
Messenger RNA from Actinia tenebrosa (Australian red waratah sea anemone), 1328 nucleotides. RefSeq lists its product as uncharacterized. Lineage: Eukaryota; Metazoa; Cnidaria; Anthozoa; Actiniaria; Actiniidae. The record is from RefSeq and is a predicted model, not a curated record.